This is a messenger RNA of Anopheles bellator, 706 nucleotides long. RefSeq lists its product as uncharacterized. The record is from RefSeq and is a predicted model, not a curated record. The coding region runs from base 70 to 645 and encodes 191 amino acids. NCBI's taxonomy places the organism in Eukaryota, Metazoa, Arthropoda, Insecta, Diptera, Culicidae. The transcript has 3 exons.
AACAAAACAAACAACCCGUUUGGCCUGGAUGAAUAAAGCAAAGCAGAGGCUUUGGAAUUAAGUCUCAAUAUGUCCUUCACUGAUGAGCGAGGUGGCUCGAGCACAAACAACAACAGUCCGCUGUAUCCCAGUACUGAUCGUUUCAUGCCGCUUGGAUUCAGCACGCCUCAACACCAAGGAGGAACUUCGACCGAAACACGAAAUUACUACUCCGUACAACCCAAGCACAUGUUACCGAGAUCACGUGUAAUUCACAAGAGCAACCGUUAUGGACAAAACAGGCAUCAGACUCACGAUAGAUCUGGAUUUUCAUCUCACGAAUCAAAUCAUCAUGACGAAGGUGGAAACGGAGCUCUGAACUCUGAAACGGAUCGCGCAAAUUAUAGUCGCAACUGGAAAAGCCAUCAGGGCAGGAAUCAAGGCUAUGGAGGCCAACAACGCCACCGUCAAAAUAAUCAUCACAGACAUGGUAAACCGGGCCCAUAUAAGAAGGAAGACUACUUUCAUCCUUCCAUGCUCGAAGACCCUUGGGAAUACCUGCUCCGGCAAACGACGGAACGGUCGGAACAAAACCAUUCGCGAAACUUUGCGACUGCCGAAAGCGAUGCUGAUGAGGAAGAAAUCACAAAAUGUAGUGGCGAGUAGUAUGGGCGGAUGCAAAGGCGCAUUCUUUCACUAGAGUUCACAUCAUCUCAUGGAACGAAAA